Molecule: messenger RNA, 4634 nt
Organism: Larimichthys crocea (large yellow croaker)
Lineage: Eukaryota; Metazoa; Chordata; Actinopteri; Sciaenidae
Gene: tmem161b
Product: transmembrane protein 161B
Exons: 12
Coding region: 448-1920 (490 amino acids)
Source: RefSeq, a predicted model, not a curated record
GCACAAAAUACACAAAAAAGCACGCAACAUUUAAACCUGACUUAAAACGAAGUCGGGCGUGCGUGCAUUUAACACGCGCGAUAGCCUCGGUUUUAUUUGCAUUUGUGAAAUCUAUGAAUGAUUCACUCGCGGUGUUUUAUCCUUUCUGCUCAGGCGUUAUCUGAAGACAGCUCCCUUUACCCGAAAUGUUUUAGUGUGACCUCUACUGCAAAAUACCUCAGGAGCGCAGAGGCGUUCAGGCGUCUUUUUUAUUUUUGGGACGAUAUAUAUAUAUUUAUAUAUAUAUAACAGCGAUCUCCUGCACGGACACGAUGCCAGCUUGAAUGAGAAACAGCUUCACUGUGUGCGCAAACAUCAGCAGGGAGGGCUUAUGUGCUGCCUGCCGCUUGAUUUCCGACUCGGGGCGCUCAGUGUUGUCGGAGUCCGUGUCAGCUGCACCGCGUCAACAUGGGUGUGAUUGGUGUGCAGCUGGUGGUUACCAUGGUAAUGGCCAGUGUAAUUCAGAAAAUCAUACCUCAUUAUUCCUUCGCAAGAUGGCUACUCUGCAGUGGCAGUCUGCGGUGGUAUCAGCACCCUACGGAAGAUGAGCUGAGGAGCUUAGCUGGGAAACAAAAAGGACAGAAGAGGAAAGACAGGAAGUAUAAUGGCCACAUAGACAAUAAGCCGCUAACGGUUCCCAAGGACAUCGACUUACAGCUGGAGACGAAAUGCAUCACAGAAGUCGACACCUUAGCAUUGCACUACUUCCCAGAGUUCCAGUGGCUGGUGGAUUUCACAGUAGCGGCAACUCUAGUCUAUCUGAUAACAGAACUCUACUACAGUGUGGCUCAGGCCUCAGGAGAGAUGAACAUCAGCGUGGUCUGGUGCCUGCUGGUACUCGCUUUUGUCAUCAAGACCCUUUUCUCUCUAACGGCCCACUACUUCAAGCUGGAGGAAGGAGGCGAGCGUUCACUCUGCAUUACCUUUGCUUUCUUCUUUUUCGUCAAAGCCAUGGCCAUUCUCAUCGUCACUGAAAACUACCUGGAGUUUGGUUUGGAGACCGGUUUUGCAAACUUCUCUGACAGCGCUCUACACUUUCUGCAGCACCAGGGCUUGGAGUCCCAGGGCCCCAUAUCUAAACUCACCUUCAAGCUGAUCCUGGCCCUUCUCUGCUCCCUGAUUGGAGCAUUUCUAACUUUCCCUGGCCUACGAUUGGCACAAAUGCACCUAGAUGCACUCAAUCUGACCACAGACAAAUUUACACAGACUCUGCUUCAUAUCAACUUCCUGUCCCCUCUUAUCAUGGUCCUGCUGUGGGUGAAGCCCAUUACCAAGGACUACAUAAUGAACCCCACUCUGGACAAGGAGAGUGUGCCUUUGAUGACCGAGCAGACGUUUGAUACGUUGCGGUUGUGGACCAUCAUACUGAUGUGUAUACUCCGGCUCGCUAUGAUGAGACAUCAUUUGCAGGCCUACCUCAACCUGGCCCAGAAGGGUGUGGAGCAGAUGAAGAAGGAGGCGGGGCGGAUAAGUACCGUUGACCUGCAGAAGAUGGUUGCACGUGUUUUUUACUACUUGUGUGUAAUCGCACUACAGUAUGUGGCACCACUGGUGAUGCUGCUGCAUACAACUUUGCUGCUAAAAACCUUAGGUGGACACUCAUGGUGGGUCUAUCCUGAAGAAGACCUGCCUUGCACCCAUGAAAUGAACUCUGUGAUGGGGGCGGCACCAGUAGUAGGCCCAACACCAGCUUCAGUGGUAGAAACGGGAGCCCGGGCGUCAGUAGCCCAGCUGUCAGUGGCCCUGGGAGGCCUGCGGACUGUCUUCAGCCCCUUGCUCUUCCGGGGCCUCUUUUCCUUCUUUGCUUGGUGGAUUGCCGCCUGCCUCUUUUCCACCUCUCUCUUUGGCCUCUUCUACCAUCAGUAUCUCAUGGCGGCAUAGCAUCACUCACCCAGCAGUGGCAGUCAGACUCCCACAGGGCUACUUUGUGUUCAGCCUGAUCAGAAAGGACUGAGUGGGGGUGGGGGGCAACAGAGGCCUAUUGAUGACUGCUCCACACCUCCUUCUUUCUCUCCUCCCUCUGACCACCUCACAAUGACUGACCAUAUCAUCAGAGCUCCUGGUUCAACUUCCAGUGCUUCCUCCACAGUUGACUCUGUGAACUCUUGUCAUUGUUUUUACUACUACCUUUUUAUUUGGAGAGCGAGAUUUCUAAACCUUAAUAACGGACAGACUAAAGUACGAGUUAAAAGAAUAUUAAUCCGUGUCAGUGGUGUAUCGGCAUAGUAAUGAGAAAUUGGUCCGGUACUGUAUGUGAGAUGUCGAUUACAGUUAAUUUUAUGUGUUGAAAAUGGUAUGGCAGUUCUGCUCAGUUCCACCAGUUUUGUUGAAGCCAGUGGGGAGAGUUCUUUUUAAUGCGUUUUGAUCCAUCACCAUCUCCAGAUUCAUGAUUUUAGAAAGUCCGAAGUGCAGCCACUUACAGUUUCAUACGUGUCAGUAGGGAGUCAGAUCACUCCCCCCUGUUUUCAGUGGUCACUAAGACUCCUUUUGAGACCACAUCACAGACUUAUCCAGAGAAAAAACUUCUGGAGGUACUCUGCAAGACUGGAUACAUGCUGUUCGGUUUUAUUGGUUGGCUCUUAGGUGCACAGGAGUCAUGCAACUAUAUAUAUAUAUUCCAGUCUGUAUCACAGUUCAUGGUGAUUUCCCACAUUGUACAGAAGCUAUAUUGAUCACAGAAUAUCAUUAAGUCUGGAGAUUCAUCUUGGAGGCUAGUAUGCGACUUCAUUUUUUUACCUAAUAUCCCUAUUUAUUUCUUUUUACUAAGUUUUGGUGGAACUGAUAACUGCCAUACGUGUGCCCCUUGUUUUGAUCAAAACUAUAAAAAAUGUGUGUUCAAGCAAGAUCGCUUGCAUUAUUUAAAUGUCUAAAUUCCAUUGCCACGGACCACAAAAGUGUCUGAAUGAGUCUUAAAAUGUCGCGACAAGGACCAAUGAGUCUCUGAUUAUUGGAGGAGGAGCGGCCUGUGGAUAUUUUCAGAAUGGCUGGUCGGGUAGAGAUGGGUUAGAGUGGACAACAGAUGAAAAAGUUGUACCUGCAGAGGAGGAGGAGGAGAUGUUAAAGCUCACGGGGAGACAUCUCAUUGACUUGAAGCUGAUGUAUUUUAAAAACGUGUUUUAAUUGAACUUGCCAUCAAGGACAAACGUAGUUUUUUCAAAUGAAAGGCGUUCCAACAGAUCUGUGAUGUUUCAUUUACAUUGUGAACUCCCCUGUUUUUAUCUGAGCCAUUUUUAGAAGCAAGAAGAGAUAAUUUUACGCUUUUUUUUUUUUUCAUUGAGCAGCAGCGAUGAUUUUAAAGGGAGGACAGCACAUAGGGCUCAGUCAAGGUAAUGUACUCGUGUCUUUGUGUCUGUCUGCAUGUAUAGGAUCCCUGCUGUAGGUCAGCCGUAAUCUGAAAGGGCAUUGUGAUCAAGAGGAGAUGAUGUCAACAGAUGUUGAUAAGCUACUGCCUUUAUGUUCUGCUUUUUUUUUAACUUUUACCCAUCCAUUGCUUUUAAACUAUUCAAGAACAAUAUUUUGUUUGUUUUUAUUCUUUUUCUAACAUGUUUUUGAUUUGAAAAUGGUGCCAAGUGAGUCUGUUCCCCCUGUCCCCUGGUUUGGUGUCUGCUAGCGUUCGAAACUACAACUGGACUACAACUCUGCGGCCUUCUGUUUUCUGUCAAUCCAUCUUGAUGAAGAGGGAAUCAUGGGCUCUGGUUCACACCGGGACAGUAUUUACAGUGUCUUUGCAUGCUGUAAUUGGUUGGUCAGUAAAUAUACGCACAAACAGUGAUAGUGCUCAUGAAGCAAAGGCCCAAUAUGAUUGUCCAGUCUGUUCAGGAAUGUAGAGUGUCACAUGAUUCACUGGUCCUCUGGCAUUUUAUUUUGUCAUUACGUUUAUCGUAGAGCUGUAAUUUCCAGAAUUGCAGCUCUAUGGUUUUUGUACAGAAAAGAUUUUACAAAGCCGAGCAGCACCGUUUCACAUUUUUAAAUCUCCUGAUGUCAGAAGUUUUAGCUUCAGUUGUGUCCGUUUCAAAUGAUUGGGGGGAAUAUGCACAUAAUGAAUGUAUCAGUCCUGCCUAAUUUCUAGAUUGUUUUCAUGAAAAAUGAUUUAUAUGGUGAGUUGAUUUAACACCCCACACCCCACACUUCCUCAAUCCAUGAUUUGUCUAAUGCAUCUGUUAAAUCUACCUUUUGAAACUAAAUCUAAUUUGUCCUAAUGACUAUUUUUGUUGAUUGAUUUAACCUUUUGUUAUUGUUUUUUUUUGUAUUUAUUACACAUGUUGAGGCCUGUAAACAUUUCUAACAGCAAACACUUUAUUUUAGAGUGCAUGUUGGCUUAAAUCAGUGUGUUUGACAAUGUGUUUGACAAAUCAGUUACAGAUCAACCUUUUUUUUUCAUUAUUUUUUUUAAUUGUUCUGGUCUGGUUCGUUAAGAAGUAGCUGGGAUAUUCAGAAUUCAGUGGCCUAACGAGGCAUUGUUUCUUCUGUUUGUUACCACCUCAAAGUGUUUAUUCAUUGUUGGGUUCACGAAGUAAAUCACACACAUUGUUGUUCUGUUAUGUAUUUAUUUCUGCUUUAGAUUUUGUCUUAAAUAAAUUAUGUUCUUUACUAUG